Colletotrichum spaethianum is the source of this 243-nucleotide messenger RNA. RefSeq lists its product as uncharacterized. The transcript has 2 exons. Lineage: Eukaryota; Fungi; Ascomycota; Sordariomycetes; Glomerellales; Glomerellaceae. Bases 1 to 243 code for a protein of 80 amino acids. The record is from RefSeq and is a predicted model, not a curated record.
AUGGCUGACUCUGGUUCUCCCGAUAAUAGCUACAACCGUUACUCGAUGCCAGUCACCCGCUCCCGCACUGGUCUCUACGGCGCCGACCUCGACCAAACCGGCACUGCGCGCUUCCUCUUUGGCGAGGAGGACGUUUCUGGCGAGAACAAGUACGGCCAGAACAACGGCGAUGACAACUUCCCGACUCUGGUUCGCCGCGACGAUCAAAUGUGGUUCUUCAUCGACUCAUCGAGGCCCACAUGA